AUGACUGAUGGCGAGAAGGUUGACAGUGGGCAAAACUAUGAGGCUGUCGGGGAACAGCACCCAAAUUCGAAAGACCUCAACAUGGACUUGGCCACCACGACAGAUGAGCGCGUGCUGGCGGAGAAACAUUCAUUUGAAGGGUCUAUGGAAACUGAGGUGCCUUCAACUUUUGUGGACAAGCAUGGCAUGAAGAUUCAGGCACCUUCACACGGCAGUUUUGCCAAUGCCCCAGUCAACAUGACGUCUGACAAGAACUUGGUUGCGCCGAACUUGGCAAAGAAGUUGGCAAAGAAUGCGGCCAUGUUGGGCCUUAUGCUACUUGGACCUGUUCUUGGACUUUUUGGACAGAUCCAAGACCGACCUGAUUUCCUGGAGAUUGCGUGCUCUGCAAACUCGUCCUUGUCACAUGAGAUGGCAAGCAUGGGCUACAACAUCAAGCGCGCCAACUACCUUGAGGGCUACGACCUCUCCAGUUCUCGAGGCACGAAGAUGCUUCAGCAUGAAAUAGCUCUCCAUCCACCACGUUUUGGUUGGGUCAGUUUGCCUUGCACCCGACUCACCUCAUUGGUCAAUUUGACCCCCAGAUCGGAAGCUGAAUGGGCAAACUUUCAGAAGAGACAACGUCAAGAUCUCAAGCGAGCUUCGGAAGUGGCAGAUGGAUGUGAACCAAUCUUGCGUGAUGGAGGAGAUAUAGCGUGGGAGUGGCCGGCUUCAGCAUCAACAGGUUGGAAGUCAUUUGCCAUCUCACGUUUGCUGAAGCUGUUCAAGAAGCACAACAGGGUUGCAUACUGGUGUCGUUUUGAUGGUUGCACCUAUGGACUGAAGUAUCAAAACCUACCAGUGAGAAAGGGUUGGUUGAUCCUCACCACAUGCAAGAGCUUGUGGUUGAGCCUACAUCAUAGAUGUCCUGGCCACCAACAGCACUGCGAGUGUAGAGGGCCAGUUGCGCAAUUUUCUGCAUAUUACCCUGCCAAGAUGGUCACUGCGGUUGUCAAAGCCAUUGUAGGCCAUUGGCAAGCCCCUGAGGAGGAACGCAACAUCAGCAUUGCGGAUGACGUCAACAACUACUUGCUGGACAUCAAGGACGCUGAUGUGAAUAACGAGGAGGGGAACAAACCGAUGCGAACAUCGGCCAGCUUUUGCCUGAAGUUCCUGAUUUGCAUCCCCUUACAACAGCGCUACGAGACCACCGACAGCAGCAGCUCUGAUGAAGCUGACGAGCUGAUCCCAGAUGGACCUGCCACCAAGAAGGCCCGAAACAUUGGCACCGAAAGCCAGUACUAUGUCCUGGAGAUUCCCUUGGAAGAGGCGGAGUUGGACUAUCUUUCUGAGCAUCCCAAGCGAGGCCCGGACCAGGUCACCAAAACAGAGUUUAUGGCCCUCACAGUGGCACUGGUGUCGCCAACCAUUCCUGCGUUGUUUGUUUGUUUUCACCACGCCAUAUUUGGAAAUUCGGAUUGGCACUCAG
Cladocopium goreaui is the source of this 1468-nucleotide messenger RNA. Lineage: Eukaryota; Dinophyceae; Suessiales; Symbiodiniaceae. The record is from the annotation of a GenBank genome assembly.